AUGAUAUUUCCUUUGUCAACCGUCUGUUUAUAUUUCUCUAUGUCUCCAAAAGCUAAACCUCACAGUCUGUUUUUUUUUUUCAUUCAUUCUUUUCAUUCUUUCUUUCUUUCUUUUCAGUUAUUCUACCUCUAUAUCUAUCUAUCUAUCUCUAUCUAUCUAUCUAUCUAUCUAUCUCUAUCUCAGGCCCAGUUUAUCUAUCUGUUGUUGCUAUAUAUCUCAGGCCCCUUGAGUCUAUCUACAUCUAAACCAUCUAUCAAUAUCCACCCUUUGAAAUCUAUCUGUCUAUCUAUCAUCUAUCUAUCUAUCUAUCUAUAUAUCUCAUCUUUCUUUUCAGUCUAUCUAUCUGCCUAUAUAUCUAUUGAUAUCUAUCUAUCUAUCUAUCUAUCUAUCUAUCUAUCUAUCUAUCUAUCUAUCUAUCUAAAUAUGUUCUUAUCUAUCUGUCUGUCUGUGCAUCUAUCUCUCUGUUUAAAUAUAUUUCUAUCUAUCAAAACAUGUUCCUAUAUAAGUCUAUCUAUCUAUCUAUCUAUCUAUCUAUCUAUCUAUCUAUCUAUAUAUCUCAGGCCCUUGAGUCUAUCUAUCUAUCUAUCUAUCUAUCUAUCUAUCUAUAUAUCUCAGGCCCUUGAGUCUAUCUAUCUAUCUAUCUAUCUAUCUAUCUAUCUAUCUAUAUAUCUCAGGCCCUUGAGUCUAUCUAAAUAUGUUCUUAUCUAUCUGUCUGUCUGUCUAUCUAUCUCUGUUUAA
Messenger RNA from Acanthosepion pharaonis, 738 nucleotides. NCBI's taxonomy places the organism in Eukaryota, Metazoa, Mollusca, Cephalopoda, Sepiida, Sepiidae. The record is from the annotation of a GenBank genome assembly.